Agrilus planipennis (emerald ash borer) is the source of this 1183-nucleotide messenger RNA. RefSeq names its product inositol monophosphatase 2-like. The transcript has 6 exons. Gene Ontology annotation, molecular function: inositol monophosphate 1-phosphatase activity. The record is from RefSeq and is a predicted model, not a curated record. Bases 168 to 995 code for a protein of 275 amino acids. NCBI's taxonomy places the organism in Eukaryota, Metazoa, Arthropoda, Insecta, Coleoptera, Buprestidae. Gene Ontology annotation, biological process: signal transduction; inositol metabolic process; phosphatidylinositol phosphate biosynthetic process.
UAUUCGUUUGGUGGAACGUGUUAAAUACUUUAAAGAGAUUGGAAGAUAAAUACUUAGUUUGUUUCACGAAAAUUGUUUUGUCUGUAGAUAACAAUUGUCCUCGGUAGACCAUAGUUACAUUUUCAACAUAUACUAAAAAAUUAAUUAGUAUCAUUAUAAUAGUUAAUAUGAAUAGAGAAGAAAUCCAGUUGUGUUAUCAAACAGCUUUAGGUUUUAUUAAAGAUGCAGGGAAAAUAUUACUAACAGCAAAAGAUAUCGUACUUGAAGAAAAAGCUCCAGGUGAUAUAGUCUCCGAAUACGAUGUUAAAGUAGAAAAUGUUCUUAUUCGAAGGCUUAAGAUGAAUUUUCCAACCCACAAGUUUAUUGGCGAAGAAGAGUCUCAUCGAAAGAAAAGGAUAAGUGAACUUUCAAAUGACCCUACGUGGAUCAUAGAUCCCAUUGAUGGCACUUCAAAUUUUGUAAGAGGAUUCCCCACAACAUGCAUUUCAGUAGGCCUUGUGGUAAACAAGGAACAAAUUAUGGGUAUAAUAUACAACCCCUUUAGCAUGGAAUUAUAUACUGCCAUUAAAGGGAGCGGCGCAUAUCUGAAUGGAGAAAGAAUUUACUCCAAAGAAACAGAAAACAUUGGAAGGGCAAGUUUUAUUUAUGAACUUUCAUUAGCCAAAACUGCGUCUUUACGAAAGAUGUACUUGACUCGUCUAAAAUAUUUAAUUAACGAAGUGGAAGGAAUAAGAUCAUUUGGCUGUGCUGCAAUGAGCAUAUGUUACAUAGCCAGGGGCUACUUUGAAAGCUAUCAAUGUGAUGGGCUGUUCCCAUGGGACUAUGCAGCAGCUGCUUUAAUUUUAAGAGAGGCCGGAGGAUACGUUUGUGAUCCCACAGGGGUAGAAUUUGAUUUACUUAAAGGGGAUAUACUAGCAUGCUGCACUAAAAAAUUGGCUGAGCAGUUCGUAGAAGUUGUGAACAAGGCAGAUGAAGAAUGGAAAAUAUUGCCGUAAAGUUCAUAUUAAUAAUUUUUAACCAGUAACACAAUUUAAAAAAUGAAUGUGUUAAUUUAUUUGGGCUAUUAAAUUGUAUUGUAUUUGUACGUUGUAAUUAAAAAAGGCAGUAACUGUAUCAUAUAGAAGAAAAAAAAGUAAUUCUUUAUGAAAGACUUCUAUUGGCAAAAAUAUACCCUAUGAUAAUA